Arabis nemorensis is the source of this 441-nucleotide messenger RNA. Lineage: Eukaryota; Viridiplantae; Streptophyta; Magnoliopsida; Brassicales; Brassicaceae. The record is from the annotation of a GenBank genome assembly.
AUGGCGAUCGCUGCUGAAUUUCUGCCUAAAGAGUACGGAUAUGUCGUUUUGGUCCUCGUCUUCUACUGCUUCCUCAACCUUUGGAUGGGUGCUCAAGUCGGUGGAGCUCGCAAAAGGUAUAACGUGCCGUAUCCAACUCUGUAUGCUAUUGAAUCAGAAAACAAAGAUGCUAAACUCUUCAACUGCGUUCAGAGAGGGCAUCAAAACUCUCUAGAGAAUAUGCCAAUGUACUUCAUACUCAUGAUCCUUGGUGGAAUGAAACACCCUUGCAUCUGUACUGUCUUGGGUUUGCUCUAUAAUGUUACUCGCUACUUCUACUUUAAAGGUUACUCUACUGGAGAUCCCAUGAAGCGCCUUACCAUAGGGAAAUACGGUUUCUUGGGAUUGUUUGGUUUGAUGAUAUGUACCAUCUCGUUUGGUGUCACUCUGAUCCGUGCUUGA